Molecule: messenger RNA, 1920 nt
Organism: Arachis ipaensis
Lineage: Eukaryota; Viridiplantae; Streptophyta; Magnoliopsida; Fabales; Fabaceae
Source: RefSeq, a predicted model, not a curated record
ACUCGCCGGAUCCAUAUAACCAAAUUGUUGAGGCACAGUUAUGCGAGACUGGAUUUUAUUAUGUAUCCCAAAUUGGAGUUAUUAAAGGCCAGUCAGCAAUGAUUAAUGCUCUGAUUGAGAGAUGGCGGCCCGAGACUCAUACUUUUCAUUUUCCGGUUGGUGAGUGUGCCGUGACCUUGGAGGAUGUGGCGGUAAUUCUCGGCCUGCCAACAAAUGGUCUUCCGGUUACAGGUCCGACCAUGAGUAGCUUCGAGGCAUUGGAAGCCGAGUGCUUGCACCAAUUUGGAGUUGCACCCAGCAAAAAUGACUGUAGAGGGAGCUUUAUAAAAUUAACGUGGUUUAGGGGUGUGAGAGAUCGUAUAGUGUUGAAUGAUGAUGUGCACAUGCAGAUGUAUGUAAAGUGUCACAUAAUGUUGUUAUUUGGGAAAAUUCUGUUUGCAGAUAAGUCAGGUGCAACGGUGCACUGAAAAUUUUUACCUUUGCUCCGUAACUUCGGUGGGAUCAUACAGUUUAGUUGGGGUUCGGCAUGCCUGGCACACUUGUAUAGAUCAUUGUGUAGGGCAACUCGUGUCGACUGCAAGGAGAUGGACGGUCCACUGACACUGUUGGUCAGUUGGGCUUGGAUCCGGCUACCAUUUCUAGCGCCGAUUCCUGGCAAUCCCCGAGUGUUCCCAAUUGCAAACAGGUGGCAUAACUGGGACCGUCAAAACUAUGCCUACCGAUAUAAAACGCUUGCGCACUACAGGAGGUUGUUGGAUGAUCUACAAGAAGGACAGGUAUUGUGUAAAAUACAAGUACCUUAUGUAACUUCUUAAGUGAAGUAGUUGUUGUGUAAUCAUCUGACUGGUUCGAUGUGUCCAGUUAGUUUGGCAGGCUUAUGGCAUUGGGUACAUCGACCCGGACGUAAUUCCUUUAGCCAUCCGUCAUAAUUCGGUUAUGUGGAGUGCCACAGUGCCACUUAUAUCUUUUGAAUGCAUCGAGUGGCAUGCAACUGAUAGAGUCAGGAGGCAAUUUGGAUUGACACAGGGUGUUCCUAGUGAAGAGCGGGAUCUAGGUGCAUCACACGGCGAAGUUCUAACUGGGCCUAAGAAUCAAGAUUGGGCCAAUACCCACUCGCGUUGGGUGAUGCAAUGGACCAAUCGAUAUAGUCACAUUCUAUCUGAAGACUUGGAGCAUUUACAUUAUCCGUUGGAAAUUUACAUGCAUUGGUACCGAGAUGCAUAUGGUGACCCCUUGCAAUUGUCGAACCUUGUUUUUGAAGAGAAUCCAGAAGGUCCUCCACCACCACCACCGGCACCAGAACCGGAACCGGAACCGGCAGCCGUACCUCCACCACCACCGCCACCGGAACCGCCUCAACAAGGGGUUGAGUAUUUUGCACCAUAUGUUCCUAACACGCAUCCGUCUGAUUAUUACUCAGUGCCAGUCCCGUCACAUCAACAAUUUUGGGGUGGUCCACAUUUUGAGUAUGGAGAGCAACCUUCAUUCAAUCAGCUGCUUGGUUUCAUGGCAUCAGGGUCGCACCACACAUAUUCAGGUAAUUAUGUUGACAUUCCCACCGACCAUCAAGCACAUUUGGGUGGUAUUACUCCAGCUAGGAGGUCAUUCGAUUUGAGAUCUCGGGUUCGCACUUCAUCUGAUAAUUCUGGUGUCAGAAUGUCUGUUGACUCGAGUAGAAGUACUGAAGCGGCGGGAGGGAUCAUACAAAGUGGAAACCCUAGACGUAUUCCGAUUACUCUUCCUCAUGAGGAAACUGAUAACUACUUAGUCGACCAUCCAGAGGAUGAGGUACGGCCACAAGUGAAAAAGGUAAAGGUUACAACCUCAGAGCUGAUCCUCCACGUCGGAGUGCAAACCGGUAUACACCAUCCGCCUUUAACAGGAUUGCAAAGAAGUGCAGAAAGUUAUACAAAGAUAUGA